UAUACGCCUACUUUUUCAUUCUUAUCCAACUACUCAUUUUACUGAUUGAGAAAUAAUGUUUUCUCUUUCUGAUGAGUCCAAUAUUAGUAUCUUCUUCUGCUUCUACAUUAUAAUGUUCAUUGUGACAAUGAAUUUGUGGAGAAUUCUGAAGAUUAAGGGAAAGCUUGUUGAACUAAAUGCAUUCCCAUGUGCUUCUUCAUUCAUCUGGUUCCAUUUCUUUGGACUGAUAUGCCCAUUGGUGGAUUUCAUCAUUGUUGGAACCAUUGGUACCUUCUUCUCCAGCAUAAAAUCAUGUUUCAUUGUCUACAUCCCUACCAUAGUCUCUCUAUUGUAUCAUGACACUAUGGCUGACUGGAUGGUUCCACUCAUCUUGAUCUACUCAACAACUCUAUCUUAUGAGAUUCCCGAAAUAUUCGAUUUUCGAUACUUCAACAUUUGCAGAGACAAAAUGAUAUGGCUAACAAUGUUGAUAUACGGUUGUUUAUUCAAUUCAUUCAACCCCUGGGACAUUGUCACAAUCCGUCGGAUUCAUCAUGAAAAUGGUCACAUUUCUACGUCCUUCAACAUCAUUGAUGCAUUUGUUGUUGCACUUUCUAUUUUCUUCAUUUGUCUCCAUGGUUACCGAAUGUCAUUUCGAAUUGCAUUCAAAGACAACAGAUUUCACCUUACCUUGCUUUUUGUGAUGAUAAAAUUGGCGUUCCUACUGACGAAUGCAUGCUUCAUCCCUGCCAUUGACGAACGUAACAUAACAAUGGAAUCCAUUAAUCCGUCAUCCUCUCCAGUGAAAACAGCAUUUUCUCUGGACAAUCUGAAACUCUAUGAAUCAGUAGUUCAAAGUGUUAUUCCAGUUCACUAUCUUGCAUGGAAACACGUGUUCUUCAGGAAAAUCUGAAUUGAUUUUUCAUAAUCUAUAACAAACCUCUCAUAACUAUUUUUUGCAACAUUGGAGACAAUCAACCAACUGUUUCAUGUAGCGUGCUAUAUUUUCAGCAUAAAAAUUUUCAUUUUGGAACUUACCCAUUUUUCCACCCACUCUCUUUCUUUGAGUAAGUUGCUUCAACUUUCUGACGCACUUAGUUACCUUUCCUUCACACAAAGUAGCACUAUUUCAAUUUUCUAGGGAGAAUUUCCCGCACUCUGUCCUUGGCCGUCAUUAUCAGAAACCCUGGUCCAUAGUUUCUGUUUUGGUUGCAUUUCAUCAUCUCUCAUAGUUUUUUGAACAAAAACUGCUAAUCAAAUCGUACAUUGUUCUUUAAAAUAUUUUUAAAAAUUGAAACCAAGAUGAUUUUAUUUGAAAAUUGAUUUAAAUAAAUUGAACGUUUUUUCAUUGGCUUCUCAUUCUUCUAGCAUCAAAAGUAACAGUUCUCAUAUGUCUGAUUUUCGAUCUUUUCCUGGAAAA
Caenorhabditis elegans is the source of this 1399-nucleotide messenger RNA. RefSeq names its product Serpentine Receptor, class U (gene ZK856.14). The record is from RefSeq and is marked reviewed. Bases 56 to 892 code for a protein of 278 amino acids. The transcript is spliced from 6 exons. Lineage: Eukaryota; Metazoa; Nematoda; Chromadorea; Rhabditida; Rhabditidae.